Molecule: messenger RNA, 802 nt
Organism: Hevea brasiliensis (rubber tree)
Lineage: Eukaryota; Viridiplantae; Streptophyta; Magnoliopsida; Malpighiales; Euphorbiaceae
Product: transcription and mRNA export factor ENY2
Exons: 5
Coding region: 139-474 (111 amino acids)
Biological process (GO): poly(A)+ mRNA export from nucleus; regulation of transcription by RNA polymerase II; positive regulation of DNA-templated transcription
Cellular component (GO): SAGA complex; nuclear pore; DUBm complex
Molecular function (GO): chromatin binding; transcription coactivator activity
Source: RefSeq, a predicted model, not a curated record
CCAGAGCAACGACGUCGUUUCUUUCUUUUUUUUUUUUUUUAAUGUUGGUUAUGGUACAACAUAGGCUAUAAAAGGGGCUCAAAUUGCUGAGAGAUGUUUUGUCUUGGAUUGCUUGAUUUUCGCAGCAGCUGUUGACAAAUGAGAAAUUCGGUGAAUCGACCUCCAACACCGGAUGCAGCGGAGGAUCUAGGGAAAGAGCCUAUGUUCCAAGAAAUUAUCAACAUUAAGUUAAUUGAGAGUGGAGAAAAGGAGCGAUUGAUGGAACUUUUGAGGGAAAGGCUUAUAGAAUGUGGCUGGAAAGAUGAAAUGAAAGCUCUUUGCAGGGCAUUUAUAAAGAAGAAAGGGAGGAACGAUGUUACUGUGGAUGACCUUGUACGUGUAAUAACCCCUAAGGGCAGAGCAUCAAUUCCCGACUACAUAAAGGCUGAGCUGUUGCAAAGAAUUCGAGCUUAUCUUGUUCAAGCUGCAGUUUGAUACAAUUGCUACGAAUGCUGUGUGGUAAGAAAGUCAGAAAAAUUAAUAGAAUGGAAGCAUAGUUUAGCAUCAUUACAAGUUAUAUUGAGGAGUGGAGGUAACUGUGUUUUACUUUUAGGACACAUUGCAGCUUGAAAAACCAAGAUGUGAAAAAUCAUGUCGGAAAUUCAGUGCGGCAUAUGUAUCAUAUAAUGUUUCUCAACAAAUUUACUUUCCGUUUCUGUAGCUGUUCUGUUCCGGUUUGGUACUCAUUUCAGCUGCCAUCUCUACAAGUGGGAGAAAGUUCCUGAAUUUGUCUGACAAAAUUUAUGAUAACCUCUAUUGAUUC